This is a messenger RNA of Nerophis lumbriciformis (worm pipefish), 1800 nucleotides long. RefSeq names its product activating transcription factor 4a (gene atf4a). NCBI's taxonomy places the organism in Eukaryota, Metazoa, Chordata, Actinopteri, Syngnathiformes, Syngnathidae. Gene Ontology annotation, biological process: regulation of transcription by RNA polymerase II. Gene Ontology annotation, cellular component: ATF1-ATF4 transcription factor complex; nucleus; ATF4-CREB1 transcription factor complex. Gene Ontology annotation, molecular function: DNA-binding transcription activator activity, RNA polymerase II-specific; RNA polymerase II transcription regulatory region sequence-specific DNA binding. The record is from RefSeq and is a predicted model, not a curated record.
CGCGCCCGUGGCGGAGGAACACACUCGGCGGUGCUGCGGUGGACAAGGGGAAUAUAACCGGCUGUGUCACUCCGUCUCUGUCGCUCGUGGAGUCAACAACUUCUCUGUUCUUUGUGUCAAUCUGCUUGCUACGCUCCAGCGUCAAAAUGGCAUUUUAAAGGCGUGUGGCGGCUACCCUUGCAUCGGCAAUCAACUGGCAGUGCAGCGGCGAAUAGCAACGGCGGUUUCUGGCAACAUGGCGUCUCUACUGGCAACUCCCCGCUUUGCUGCAGUCGACAGCAGUUUGGACCUUCUCGACUUACGAACUUCUCCACACGCCGUUUUAUUCUCCUUCACGCGACCGUUGCUGACCGGCAGCCAUGUUGACGCUCUCGCAGCUCGACUUGGAGGACGUGGAGGCCCUGUGCUUAGGGCCCUCGUUUUUGAUGGCUGACCCAAUGGGGCCCCUUCUGGACCACGAUGAAGAGGAAGCGCUUUCACCCUCCUCCUCUCUCGAGGGGGAGGUCCCGGCUUCGCCACCCCUCUCCUUGUCCCCCUAUCCCACCUUGCUGUUGCCCCCUUUCCCUCCACUUGACCACGCCCGCUCCUUACUGGAAGUCAAGGGGGGAGCCCUCCCCUGGCUGGGCGCCGGCGACCUGCUCGACGCUCACGUGGGAGCAGACAACAAUAAAGAUGAUGCGUUCACUGGCAUGGACUGGAUGACGGAGAAAAUCGACCUCGACGAUUUUGACCUGGAGUCUCUCAUCGGCUCCUGCUCGUCUGAGGAGUCUCCUCGCUCCCCCGACGACCUCCUGGCCUCCCUGCACUCCCACAUGGAUUUGGACGUGGACUCCUUUGACCCUCCUGCUUCCAACAACCACUUGGAGUCAGAGAUGCCAAACGAGCCCACUCAAGAGGAGGCGGGGCUCGCCCAGCAGGUGGUCAUGAAGUCAGAGCCCUGCUCCCCCCUCCCCCCUCGGUCUCCAUGCCCCCCUCCUUCCCCAACAUCUGAUACAGGGCACGAGGCGGACACAAAAUCUCCCCUCGCCAUCAUCCCAGACCCCAGCGGCGGCAGCCCCAUCAUGGUGGUGGUGCUCGCCAAUGAAGACGUGUCCCUCCCCGAGUCCACCGUCGAGUCCUCGCCGCCGUCCAGCGACUGUGACAGCGAUUCCGGCAUCGAGUCGGUCGCCGGCUCUCCGUGUGUCGCCGGCUCCUCCCGCACGAAACCAUACACCAAACCCGAGCCCUCCUCCCCCCGAGGCAAGGUGAAGUCGGCGUCUGGCCCUCCCAAAGAGAAAAAAAUGAAGAAGAUGGAGCAGAACAAGACGGCGGCCACGCGCUAUCGCCAGAAGAAGCGCGUAGAGCAGGAGCUGCUGGGCUCAGAGUGCGAAGAGCUGGAGAGAAAGAACCAAGUGCUGGCCGAGAAGGCGGAGUCCAUCAGCAAGGAGAUCCAGUACCUCAAAGACCUGAUGGAGGAGGUCCGCAAGCGUCACCGCCGAAAGGCAAGCCCGCCCACCACCUAGGAGCUGGAAGUAUGCACGCCUCCACGAAGGGCUGGGAGGUCAGGUGAAGCAUCCGUACAUGCUCAUCUCCCAUUCCCAACAUGUUACCCCCGCACCCCUUAUGCUUCAUGUAAUCACUCUGUCGCCAUAGCAACCAUCCUCUUCUCAGCUUUAGGUCCAGAAAGGGUCCUCUGACUUCUAGCGUGUGUACAUAAACAACUUCCUGUCUAUUUAAGACAACUUUGUCCAUGUCCGCUCUUUGGCUUGUACAAACGCCCUGCUUUCUUUUUUCUAAUAAACUUUUCUCCAUCUCAAGCAA